Molecule: messenger RNA, 1816 nt
Organism: Jaculus jaculus (lesser Egyptian jerboa)
Lineage: Eukaryota; Metazoa; Chordata; Mammalia; Rodentia; Dipodidae
Gene: Psmd12
Product: proteasome 26S subunit, non-ATPase 12
Exons: 11
Coding region: 94-1464 (456 amino acids)
Cellular component (GO): nuclear proteasome complex; cytoplasm; proteasome regulatory particle, lid subcomplex
Source: RefSeq, a predicted model, not a curated record
ACUGCCUGAGUGAGUACGCGGGCGGCUUCCGGUGUGGGUGACGAGCUGGUGGCCGAAGUCGGGGGACAGCAGUGGACUCUCAGAUUAGCGACCAUGGCAGACGGCGGCUCGGAGCGGGCUGAUGGGCGCAUCGUGAAGAUGGAGGUGGACUACAGCGCCACGGUGGACCAGCGCCUGCCUGAAUGCGAGAAGCUGGCUAAGGAAGGAAGACUUCAAGAAGUCAUUGAAACUCUUCUCUCUUUAGAAAAACAGACCCGCACUGCCUCAGAUAUGGUGUCUACCUCCCGCAUCUUGGUUGCAGUAGUGAAGAUGUGCUAUGAGGCUAAAGAAUGGGAUUUACUUAAUGAAAAUAUUAUGCUUUUGUCAAAAAGGCGAAGUCAAUUAAAACAAGCUGUUGCAAAAAUGGUUCAGCAGUGCUGCACUUACGUUGACGAGAUCACAGACCUCCCAAUCAAACUCCGAUUAAUUGAUACUCUACGAAUGGUUACAGAAGGAAAGAUUUACGUUGAAAUUGAGCGGGCUCGACUGACAAAAACGUUAGCAACCAUAAAGGAGCAAAGUGGCGACGUGAAAGAGGCAGCUUCCAUCUUACAAGAGUUGCAGGUGGAAACCUACGGGUCAAUGGAGAAGAAGGAGAGAGUGGAGUUUAUUUUGGAGCAGAUGAGGCUCUGCCUCGCUGUGAAGGACUACAUUCGCACACAGAUCAUCAGCAAGAAGAUCAACACCAAAUUUUUCCAAGAAGAAAAUACAGAGACAUUAAAGUUGAAAUACUAUAAUUUAAUGAUUCAGCUGGACCAGCAUGAGGGAUCCUAUCUGUCUAUUUGUAAGCACUACAGAGCAAUAUAUGAUACUCCCUGUAUACAGGCAGAAAGUGAAAAGUGGCAACAGGCUCUGAAAAGUGUUGUUCUCUAUGUUAUCCUGGCUCCUUUUGACAACGAACAGUCAGAUUUGGUUCACCGAAUAAGUGGUGACAAGAAGUUAGAAGAAAUCCCCAAAUACAAGGAUCUCUUGAAGCUUUUUACCACAAUGGAGUUAAUGCGCUGGACCACACUUGUUGAGGACUAUGGGAUGGAGUUAAGGAAAGGUUCCCUUGAGAGUCCCGCAACGGAUGUUUUCAGUUCUAUAGAAGAAGGUGAAAAAAGGUGGAAAGACUUGAAGAACAGAGUUGUCGAGCAUAAUAUUAGAAUAAUGGCCAAGUACUACACUCGGAUAACUGUGAAAAGGAUGGCACAACUUCUGGAUCUGUCCGUGGACGAUUCAGAGGCUUUUCUCUCAAAUCUAGUUGUAAACAAGACCAUCUUUGCUAAAGUAGACAGGUUGGCUGGAAUUAUAAACUUCCAGAGACCCAAGGAUCCAAAUAAUUUAUUAAAUGACUGGUCUCAGAAACUGAACUCAUUGAUGUCUUUGGUUAACAAGACUACACACCUCAUAGCCAAAGAGGAGAUGAUCCAUAAUCUACAAUAAGGUCUUGAUGUUUUUAGAAAAGACAAAAUUGGAAGUCAUUAAAAACAAAAAGACUUUCAUGGUGUAUAUGUUUGUUUGUUUGGUUUUUUGCCUCCCUAUUCUCUGCUCCUUUGUCUAUAAUUUUAAAAUAGUGAAUAUGUUUGAGGCUCCCUCUGACUUCUCAGUUCCCUGGUUUCAUUGUUCAAUCUGUGUUUACAUUUGGUGCAAAAACAUACACAUUCUUAUUGUCCGAAUACAUCAAAACUUGUGUCAUAUUUACCUUAGUAUGUUUUCCUAUCAUUUGAAAACUUUAGUAUUUUUCACUCAACUAGCAACCAUAUAACAAGAAUAAAUGCAAUGUAUGUGCAGUUUC